UUGUAAGCGGUCAGGCGUUUCUUCUCAUACUAGAUAAAACAACGCAAAAGAGACUAAAAACUGUAAAGAUGAGACAAUCGUUGAGCGGCAGGGUUGCCAUAGUUACGGGUGCAUCCCGUGGCAUCGGAAAGGGCAUAGCUCUUCAACUGGGAGAGGCUGGAGCAACGGUUUACAUCACAGGUCGUACCAUGCAGCCUGAUGGAAGGGGGACAUCACUGAUGGAGUGUGCUGAGGAGAUUGAGAAGCGGGGAGGGAAGUGCAUCCCUGUACAGUGUGACCACGAGAAAGAUGAAGACAUCAAGAAGUUGUUUGAGAAGGUGAAACAGGAGCAGAAUGGACAGCUGGACAUCCUGGUCAACAACGCCUACAAGGCUGUGAAGGUUCUUGGAGAUGCUGCUGGUAAGAAGUUCUACAAUCUUCCCCCAGAAGUGUGGGAUGAUGUCAACAAUGUGGGACUGAGGAACCACUACAUCUGUUCUGUGUUCGCUGCACGGAUCAUGGUACCACAGAAGAAGGGUCUCAUUGUCAACAUCUCCUCUCCGGGGGGGCUGAACUACAUGAUCAACACAGUCUAUGGUAUCGGCAAAGCUGCAUGUGACCGCAUGGCAGCCGACUGCGCUGUUGAGCUGAAAAAGGACAACGUGGCGUUUGUGUCCCUGUGGCCUGGAGCAGUCAGGACUGAAAACAUCAAUGACAUGCUCAGUGCUGGACCUCCACAGGGUGAGGAUAGGGAUGAAGCAAUGGCAGGGGGAAUGAAGAUUGAUCACGAUCAAAUUAAGAGGAUGUUCGAGAUGGGAGAGACCCCAGAGUUUGCCGGAAAGGCUGUUGUCCAUCUUGCUGAUGACCCAAACAUCAUGCAGAGGUCUGGGAAGGUCCUGAUAGCUGCAGAGUUGGGAGAGGUGUACGGCUUCAAGGACAUUGAUGGGAGGCAACCACCAAACUUUCGGCGCGUCAAGGAUUCGCUAUCCAUGUUCGGGUACACGCGCCUGGCCACUUGGAUCCCAUCCUUUCUCAAGAUUCCGUUCUGGCUCCUCGCUGCCGCCACCCAUAAGUUUUAGUGUGUGUCUUUCCAUAACAGGUGGUGAUAUACACAUUAAGCAUUGUCACACGAAUCUACACUACUGUUGAAGAAUCAUGCUCUUGAUCUUGUCAUUACACGAAUAUUACUGUGCUAUUUAGUUUAAUCAUAUUGUUGUAAUUUAGAACACAUUAGCUAACUUGUGCUCGAUUGAUGCUUGAAGUUGUGUGGCCCAUGGUUAUUUUUUGUCCACUGCUGUUACGAUUUCUUGAUGUGUACAUGUGCGAAUGGAUCACUUGUAGCAAUCUACCCAUAUGAUAUUUCAUACCACUAUUACUGAUCUGCUGAUUAAUUAUGAAAAUUGCCACUAAAUCCUGAUAUAGUCAGUCAGCUUCUUUUUGUGAUUUGCCUACAUAUAACUACAGAGAUUGGAUCUUACAUAGAUUAGUGUACAAUUUAUAUGAAGGCUCAACUGUUUGCCAUUGUGUGGAUGGUAAUGUAUAUGUAAUAGUUGGAAAUUAGGUCUUCUACAUACGAGAGUAAUCGAAAAGUAUACUUAUAGUAAUGAAAUAGUAAUAAAGAAAGUAAUCAAAUAGUAUACACAAAAUAAGGAAUAAAGAAUAAAUCUUUAUUAGUGUGACACAGAAAACAUGUCUAAUCUACUAACAGUACAUGUAAUCGUGAUGUUGCAAUUGCUUAUCAAUGCUUUUCUUUGUCCAGAACAACAUAUGACUAAGGAUACCGAGGCUCACUCUCAAACAUUCCUGAGAUAAAUCAAGUGGCAUGAAAAAAUUUAUUUUUCUUUAUAUCUUAUCCUUUAUUCUAUUCACUUAUGUGCUAAAUGGGUAAGGACAGUUCUAUUACAAUUACAGUCAAAGGUACCACUUUCUUACCAUCAUAAACAUAGCCAAAGGUACAGGAAAGUAUCUCCAAAAUGAAGAAGAGUUAUCUUGUCUGCUAAGAGGAGACAUCUUGAUAUUGCUAAUACGUUAAGAUCUGUAUUGAUAAACUUAAAGAGACACAGAGUCUGGCUUAAUAAAAACGGUUUUCUAUUAGAGAAUUAUA
Molecule: messenger RNA, 2083 nt
Organism: Branchiostoma floridae (Florida lancelet)
Lineage: Eukaryota; Metazoa; Chordata; Leptocardii; Amphioxiformes; Branchiostomatidae
Product: dehydrogenase/reductase SDR family member 1-like
Exons: 10
Coding region: 69-1058 (329 amino acids)
Source: RefSeq, a predicted model, not a curated record